ACCCACGGCGCUGCUCAGCCAGAGUCCAGCACAGGCACACGCCUCCCCCUGCCCCUGUUCCCAGGAGCGUGCGGGAAGUGGGUCAGGAUCGGGGAGAGAUCGCAUCCCGAAGGAGGGAGGUGGGGGGCUUGCCCCCUCCAUGGAACAUGGGGGUGCCAUGAGGCAUCUAUGGAUGGUCCCCCCAAAGCAGGGCAGAAAGGAUCUCAGGCCAGGAUGGAAAUGGGGGGGCCUGCGCCCCCAACAUGGAGAUUCUGGGGUGCAACCUUGCUUAACAGGAGGCACUUUCUGUGGUGAGUGAGGACCAGUCCAUAUUCGACCCCCCCUACCUCAUGAAGACAGAGGUGCCCCCUGCCGAGGACUACAACAGCAAGGAGAGGCCGGCGCUGGGGGAGCCGGACUGGUCCAGUCAGACCAGCAGGGGGCAAUCUGUGAAGAGGGAGAAUGAGAAUGUCAACUGCUCCAGACAGUCCUCCGUGGACUGCAGUGUAUCCAGACGCAGCAAAUCUGGGAGCGACCCGCACCCCAUCCCCUACCCAGCCAGUUACAGCGACCAGCGGAGCAGCCCCCCAGCCAACCCCCCCAGCGAGGAGAAGAGGGUUAUCGUCCCAGCUGACCCUGGUGUGUGGACCCAGGACCACGUGCGCCAAUGGCUGGACUGGGCGGUGAAGGAGUAUGGGCUGGAGGAGGUGGACGUGGGCCUGUUCCAGCACGUGGACGGCAAGGAGCUGUGCAAGAUGGGCAAGGAGGAUUUCCUGCGCCUCACCUCGCCCUACAACGCCGACGUGCUGCUGUCCCACCUGGCCUACCUGCGGCAGAGCAGCCCGACCUUCACGUACCCGGCUGCCCCAGCUGUGACCCCCCAGCCCCCCGCACCCCCAGCACGUGUGCAAGUGAAAACAGAGUCCCCCUACGAGGAAAUCAGGCGAAGCAGCUGGAGCGGCUCCCUCAGUGGAGGCCCCAAAGGGUCCCCCCCCCAGAUCCAGGGGGUGAAUCGGACGAGUGACUCCCCACGGAUCGUAACAGGUGAGUGCCUCUGCUUAGGGAGUGGGGAGAGAUCACCACCAUAGCUAGGCCCCUCUCUGCCCCAUGGAUGGCCCCCUGCCCCACACCGCUAGGCCAGGGAGUGCCACAAAGCCAUGGAGGGGGGCACUGAAUUCCUCUUGGGGGAUAUGUCGGCCCCCAAACAGGACGAGGUUUAGGGGUGCGUA
Messenger RNA from Chelonoidis abingdonii (Abingdon island giant tortoise), 1208 nucleotides. Its product is annotated as retroviral integration site protein Fli-1 homolog. Gene Ontology annotation, molecular function: sequence-specific DNA binding. Lineage: Eukaryota; Metazoa; Chordata; Testudines; Testudinidae. The record is from RefSeq and is a predicted model, not a curated record.